Molecule: messenger RNA, 1190 nt
Organism: Cucurbita maxima (winter squash)
Lineage: Eukaryota; Viridiplantae; Streptophyta; Magnoliopsida; Cucurbitales; Cucurbitaceae
Exons: 6
Coding region: 25-1101 (358 amino acids)
Biological process (GO): RNA processing
Molecular function (GO): RNA methyltransferase activity; RNA binding
Source: RefSeq, a predicted model, not a curated record
AGUUUUCGUGGUGAGUUGAGUUGAAUGUUUUUGAAUAAUGUUGUGGGACUCCUAUGGAAUGGAAUAAUGCAUAUGAAUUACCUUAUUACCAAGUCUGCCUACUAUGUUGGUUAUUAUCAAUGCUUGCCAUACACACAUCCCUCAGCAACUGUUGAACAAGUGGGAACAGCCGUGAAACGACACCGUAUUGAAAAGAAUUCAUCAGACGCCAGGGCCAGGCCGAACUGUGAACCGGUCCUUCUUCUUCGAUCCGCCGCCAGAAUUGAGUUGCAGGCUCUGUCAAAACCCUCAAUCCGUAAACCCCAUCACUUUCUCUUCAAUCAUUUCAUCGCCAUUGAAUUCGGAAUGGGGUUCGAAAGCUACGUCGUCGUACAUAACAUAGCCAAAAGGCACAACGUUGGCACAUUGGCCCGAAGCGCCACCGCGUUCGGUGUAUCGGAGGUCAUCCUCGUCGGCCGUCGGGACUUCAACGCCUUCGGUAGCCAUGGUUCCACUUCUCACGUCCGGUUCCGUCAUUUUCAUUCACUUCUCGACGCCCGAAAUUUCCUUCAGGAGAAGGAUUGUGAUAUAUGUGGCGUGGAGAUAACUGAUAACGCCGUGGCUGUCAAUCAGCAUCCUUUCAAGAGGAGCACCGCUUUUCUUCUCGGCAACGAGGGAACAGGGCUUUCUGCUAAAGAGUGUGCAAUCUGCGACUUCUUCAUUUACAUCCCACAAUAUGGUGUCGGCACCGCUUCUUUGAAUGUAACUGUAGCUGCUUCAAUUGUCCUACAUCAUUUUGGUGUUUGGGCAGGAUUUCCCGAAAGAUGUCGUGAUGGUAACAAGUUUAUAGUGGCCGAAAGACCAGUAAAGCAAGGCAAGCGGAAUUAUUGUCCUGAAACAGAAGAAUCUAUUGUUGAAGAGCGAAAGUCCAGGCGGGAUAAUGCUUCGAAAGGCUUCUUUGAUGAGGGAACGAUCGAUGAUUCGACAUCCAACCUUCUUGAUACACAAACCACAGCAGACUGCAUGAUUAUUGUAGCUCAUUGCUGGAAGCUGUUCUGGAGAGAAAGGAACUCCUUCUCCUUUGUCUUUAUCUUUUUUAUUCUUAUACUUCGAUAUUCCUAGAAAGUUCGUGCGAUUAUAUUUAGUUAAUUAGCUUGAUGACUUACUUGCCAAACAAAACAUGGCCACAUGGGCAGGGCUGAUUGUGGAAA